AUGGCGGAUGGCAGGCACGGGGUGGCGGUUGGCCACAGGGACCAGGACGGCAACAUGGACAUGGCCGCAGCAUUACUUGUGGUUCUGGUGUUCACCCUGCUGGGCAUCGAGAGCGGCUCUGGGGCGGGGAGCAACAUCUCCACUUACAUCUUUGACGACGGCUCCAAGACACUCCUCACCUGCACCCUCAACUCCAGCGACACGGCCAUCCUGGGGCACCGCUGGAUGAAGGGGGACCAGCUGCUCCGGGAGGACUCGCAGCCGGGCCUGUCCACCGAGUACGAGAUAGACCCCGGCGAGCGCUCGGGACAGUACUCCUGCACCUUCCUCUCGGAGCCCACUGGCAGGAUGGCCAGGGUAAGCGUGAAAGUGCGCCCCAACGUGCAGGCCGUGACCGAGUCCGUGAUGGGCAUCGAAGGGGAGCGGGCGGUGCUGGUGUGCGAGUCCCGGUCCUUCCCCCCGGUCACCCAGUGGGAGUGGUACAAGAUCACCGACACCGGCGACCUGCCUCUCAACAACAAGUCCCACAAGAAGUUCGUGGUGUUCUCAGAGACCCGUACGGAGUUGCACAUCCAUAAGCUCAACCUGAAGAAGGAUCCUGGCCAGUACGCCUGCUAUGGCACCAACUCCGAGGGCAAGGUCGGGGCCUUCAUCACGCUGCGCCUCCGCAGCCGCUUCAUUGCCUUUUGGCCCUUCCUGGGCAUCCUGACCGAGGUGGUCGUGCUGGUCACCAUCAUCGUGGCCUUCGAGAAGUGUCGGAAGCCACAUGAGGUCGUGCGUGAGGAAGAUACAGACUCCGCUCCACCAAAGGGCAGUGGGCACCUCAUGAAUGACAAAGACAAGAGAGAUGCCAACUGA
Molecule: messenger RNA, 858 nt
Organism: Pipistrellus nathusii (Nathusius's pipistrelle)
Lineage: Eukaryota; Metazoa; Chordata; Mammalia; Chiroptera; Vespertilionidae
Source: the annotation of a GenBank genome assembly